Molecule: messenger RNA, 3755 nt
Organism: Haliotis rufescens (red abalone)
Lineage: Eukaryota; Metazoa; Mollusca; Gastropoda; Lepetellida; Haliotidae
Product: F-box/WD repeat-containing protein 2-like
Exons: 6
Coding region: 505-1920 (471 amino acids)
Molecular function (GO): protein binding
Source: RefSeq, a predicted model, not a curated record
UGUCGGAACUCUUCGUUUUGUGCAAUAAACUCGAAACGUACGGAUAUGCCCGAGACAAACCGAUUGUUUGUUUGGGUUUUGGUCUCAGGUGAAACGGAAAUGAGAUAAAUACCACGUUCUGGCUCCCAGCAGGGGGAUCGGUCCUUGACAACAUCUACUCCAAAUGGGCCCCAUCAAGAAGCUGCUACUUUAAUUAGAAAGCUUAGAAAUGCAAGAAAUGGAACACAGGACACAAAAUGCGGCGAUGCAGAAGGAAAUUUCAGUCGCCGAACACUAAGCAGCAAGUUACCGGAGCUGCCGCACAUGUGCCCACUUUAUGCUCAACAAAGAACAUGUGGCGAUGAUAAGUGUUGGGGUGCAGCUAUUCGAAACGUUCAAUCUGCUGGAUUUAUGGAGACUGUCCCAACUACAGGAUACGGCGGACGGACAUACAGAUCGGUGCGUGUGACAAGCUGGUGGUGGAGUCGGCUGGCCUGAGCGAUGUGUGCCUAGCAUGCAUACGUCAUGGCAAACCAAAGAUCUUUAAAGGGUGUGCCCAAUGAGGACUUUCAGAAAUGGCUGGAUGGUGUAUCAAAGAAGUUUCUGCUUCUCUCCAAUGACCAAAGAAAUGACACACUGGACAAACUGAUAUCAUGCAGUGGACCUCACCAGCUGAAUCACCUGUCAACCCGGUUACCUCAGCUUCUGUACCGGGAUUACAUCGGUCUUCUACCUCAGGAGGUGGCGUACCACAUCCUGCAGUAUCUGCCAGGACACACCCUUUUGGACUGCUGCACCGUCAGCCAGUCCUGGAACGCCAUCCUCCAGGGGGCAGCACGUGUGUGGUGGAUGAAGGCGAUACAGCGAGGUGCUGGCGAUGUGGUUUACUACGGUGGAGCAGCCAGGAAGUACAUGAUGCUGUAUCAACAGGUGGAGAAGCUCCUUGACAACUUUGGCCGGGGGAGCUGCUUUGUAGAUCAGUCACUGGAAGGGCACACCAACAGAGUGAUGGCUGUUUGCUAUAGAGAUGGCAAAGUUGCUACAGGGUCAGAUGACCAAUCUGUGCGAGUGUGGGAUGCUCAUACAGGCCGAUUGCUGCACAAAAUGCAUACCCACACAGUCUCCGACCUUAAACUUACCCCCAAACACGUUUAUACUGCUUCCUUUGAUGGCACUGUGGCAUGCUGGGAACUGUCAACUGGUGAAUCAUGUUACUGGUUAGUUGGCCAUACAUCAGCCGUGUUCAGCAUUGAUGUUCAUGACUCGGGUUUAGUGAUCAGCGGAUCCUCGGACAAGACGGUGAAAAUCUGGCACCGCCAACAUGAAGAACCGUACCUCCUGACCUCCUUAGAAGAUUGUCACACUGAAUGGGUCACGAAAGUCCAGUUCUUGAGUGUAGUAGAGUCAUCAAAUGAUUUACUGUUUGCCAGCAUUGAUAAGAAUAUCUGCCAUGUUUGGUGCAGUGAUGCUACAGGGCAUUGUGAGAAGCUGUUUUCUACAAAGAAACUUAUGGGUUUACAGAUAACGUCCUUCUCCCACAGCAAGCCAGGCCGGUUCCACCUGUGUACAUGGAAGGAGAGGGAACUAUGUAACGAGAUAUCGACAUAUACAUUCACCAGAGACAGCCUCACCCUGGUGUCAACCGUGCCCCUGGGUGGGGACACGCCCCUCCGGUGUCAGCUGCUUGGGGCGGGGGACAAGUUUGCGGCCCUCACCAGUUCCAGUGAGAUUGACCAGCUGUUCCUGUUCAGCUUCAGUCAGUGUUGCUGUGUGGCAAGAGUCAACAUUCCUCUCUGUCGGUUUACCCGUAAUGGCGCCACCCUAACCCUUGGUGAGCGAUCUUGGCUCGAUGGGUUCAACGGGACUCCACCAGAGGGCACUGUCAUGGCAGCCUGUCUACAGAACUCUAGUCACGUGAUGCUGCUCAACUGGAAACUCUGACCACAGUCAAACAUACAUCAGCCCAUCGCUCAUGUGGUGAACAGUGUCUGAAACAACUCAUAUGUGAAACUGGUCAGGGUGUGUUGUAGCUCUUCAAAAGUACUCUCCUGCAGGAAAUAUCUCUUAUGCUAGCAUAAAAAUAAUCUGUUCCAGAAAACGAAGAAAAUUAACUAGCCAUGGAUAUGCUGGAUGCUCUGUUUGUUUAUUUGUUUGUUUGUUGUUAAAGCCGCACUCAGCAAUAUUCUGGGCUGAGACUAUCCAGUGGUUGAAAUCAUGAGCAUCAAUCUACGCAAAUGGGAUACGAUGACAUGCAUCAACCAAGUCACCAAACAGACCACCUGAAAAAUAACAGGUUGUUAGUCCUCCUUUCAAUAAGUGUAUGUUUGGAUCCUUUGACUGAAAAACUGUUCAAACAAAACUUCCAGCCACCCCCCCACCCCCUUUAGAAUAUAAAAUGGCCUGUCCCACUGGCGGAUCCAGAUGGGGAAUGCAGUGGGUUUGCUGGACUGUGCACUCCCCUUGUUAUUAACAGUCAACCUGUGUCAGUCCAUCCGUCUUGUUAUAGCUUAUGUAAUGUCCACUGCCACCUUUUAAAUUCAAAUUUGAGACCCUAGUUUGAAAUAAGUUUCAAGAAAGUCUCAAGUGAAGAGUCUCAAAUGAAUAAAUAUCACUAGUCACAGGACAAGAGCAGGCAGCUGUUUCCAACACUUGCUGGUGAUUGAGGAGAUGUCCCCUUGAGACCAUCCACUAGACCAUACUUAAAGUCUACAACAGUGGCCUCCCUUUGUCUCAAUUGAUCGGCUGGGGAUGAAGCCUCCUUUCUCAAUGUGACAUAUUAUAUCCUGUACAAGCACAAUUCUAUAUUUUUCUGACAUUUGAUAUAUUUUAUUAUAUCAGUACAUCAUGCUAUUCAUGGAGCAUUUGACUUAUUUGACUCGAGCCUGAUUUACCAGACUACCAUCAGACUCUUGUCUGUGUCCUAGGACAUUGAAAUCUGAUCUUUUACUUCAUUAUGAUAUUCAUCUGUGUGAAGAUCUGACACACCAUCCCAUGAUGCAAACCCAGAGUCAGCUUUGCCCCUCAGUCGAAAUGAAGGAUGCAUGUCAGCUUUCUACAACAAUUCAGUUUCAUUUUUUAAUCUACUAGUUUAAUCUCACCAAGAGAAACCCUGACACGCCACAGAUACUCCUUGGACAGUACUCCCUUUUGGGUGUAGAUUCCAUGGCUUCCUAGAAACAACAGGGUGUACCGGUAUAUUACGUUCACAACAGUCUAACCAUGUUAACAGUGUGGCCUGUUCGUUUCUAUUGAGAAUCAUAUUGAAGUAAUAGAUCUGAUUUUAAUGAAAUGGGAUUCUUGGAAACUAAUAUAUACAAAGUUGAAGAAAUGACUUGUUAUUCAGCUGGUACAGAUUGAUCAAAAACUGUAUAAUUGUAUUACGAUAAUUAUUUUACUGUUUAACAUAUUUUCAGUUGUUGAUUUAUUUUAUUACUGUUGAAAUAAUAUCUAUAUGAAUAAUAUAAUGAAUAAAAAGACUUUCUAAGAAAAGAAUAUUUUUAUUUUGGUAACACUUUCAAAGUUACAAAAUCAUGAAAUCUGUCUCAUUGUAACACAGUAGUGAGUUUGACACCAAAUUUCGGAGGCCAAAGUAUACAAAUGAUGGUACCAGAAUCAAUUUACCAUGUUUAUACAAUGUGCAUUCAGGACAUUCUACCUCUUAUGUGUCUUUUGGAUGCAUUUGGACAGGUCUAACAUGCCAAUACAAUUAUCUCCAUAAGUUAAGCCCUUUUCAUCCAAAGGAGAAUAACUCAAUGGUAGGUGACCAUUUCUUGUGA